UCUCAAUCUCAUCCUGGACAAACAAAUCCGGGGGUCUUGCACGAACCCGAAGAAACAGAAAAAAUGCAACAACCAAGAAAAAUUAAAAAAUAAAUCUUGAUCGACAAAAAUUUUCACCCUCACGAGCUCCUCCAGAAAUUUCACCCACUGUUGCUACACUCAUAUUGACACUUUUCAAUUAGGGUUUUUUUCUGGAGGAUCAGGAUUUAAAUUCCGACCAUUGCCCUUUCUUUCGCAUCUCGUUGUUUAAUUUAGGUUUUACUUUCUUUUCAUCGUUACUCUAGGUUUCGAUUAGGGUUGUCCCAGAAAUGGGUACCGUGGAUGAUCGGACGUUUAAGGCUAAUUUUAGCGGUGAGGGAGUGACGAAGUUAAAAGAUGAGGUGAAGGAUAAACUCAAAGAGUUCAUGGGAGAUUACACCGACGACACACUUGUGGAAUAUGUUAUUGUAUUACUGAGAAAUGGAAGACGCAAAGAAGAAGCAAGGAAUGAGUUGAAUGUGUUUUUAGGAGAUGAUAGUGAUUGUUUUGUAUCUUGGUUGUGGGGUCAUUUGGCUUCAAAUUUGAAUUUGUAUGUUCAUACCAAGGAAUCUCACACGAAUGAAAUGGUAAAAAUGGAACCCACAUCAGGUGAUCAGGCUGGGAGCAGUGAUUCUCCUCAAUUGGAUUCUGAAUCUGAAAAAGGAAAGCAUAAUAAAUUAUCUAGGAGUCGGCACAAUAAAGAGUGGAAAGGAUUGGUGAAGAAUGCUGCAGAACCUCUACCUCUUUGUACCUCUAAGGUUGACAAUAUCGACUUAGAGGAAAAAUCAGGUCAUGAUGUUAGUCAUCCUAAAAAAACUCCUCAACCUAGAGUUCAAAAGAAAAGGAGCAGGCCCGAUGAGAGACAGCAUGCUAAGAGGGAGGUAGUGGGCCAACCACCUAUUGCUGCUUCUCGACGGCUACUUCAGUUUGCCGUUCGAGAUGCGGUGGGGACUACUAGGCCAUCUUGUUCAGGCCAAGAGCCAACAUUGAAACGUCUUCGUUCAGUGGUUUCUACAUCGUCUGCAGACUCGGAAUUGAUUAAACGUCGCCGGAGAAUUAGGUCGGUUGCAACAGUACCUAAUCCUUUAGCAACUGUGAUAAAAGCUGUGGCAGAAGCUGCUGAAGAUGUAAUUAAAGUUAAGUCUAUGGGAAGUGUAUUUGAUCGACUUGGUCGAGGAAUUGAUGUAUCAGAGAUGGCCGUUCCUCAUGAAGGACCUACAGAAGCUUUUGUUCAAGACCAAGAAUAUGAAAGUUUGGACCAAGUUCUGGAGCCAACCAGUUCACUUUAUGUUAAUAGACAUGAGUACAGUGGACAAUAUGUUGGGAACAUGAGAAUGACUGAAAGUGACAAUGGUUUGUCCUUUGACCCAAUAUCUGAUGAUGAAAGUUAUGAUGAUGUCAAUCAUAUGGGACAUCAAGUCACAGAUGUUUCUCAGUCAGGAGCAUCUGGUGAAAUCAAGGGUGAAGAUUCUCCAAUGUUGCAGUAUGGUGUAGCUAAAAAUGUUGAUGAUGUAAUGCAAAUACCGCGGAACAAAGAUCAUGAUCAGUCUCUUUUGGCAGUGAAUCCUUCCCAUAAGAUGGCUAACUUUUCUAUGAAUGUAAAUACUGGGAAACCUCUUCAUUAUCAGGAGCCAAGAGAUGUCCCAGGAUUAGAUAGUCGAAAAUCUAUUCAGCAGAUUGAGGCAGAGUCUGGAAAAUCUGGUGUGCAACUAAUGAAGGAGAAUAACAACCCUGCUAUUGUUGGUUAUGGAAAUGCAAAAUCUGUUGCAGAUAUUAAAAAAGAAUCUCAAAAGGUGCUGCCUUCUGCUCCUGGUAUAUAUCCUGCUGGUCGUCCUUUGGAGGAUGCUGAUUCUCGAACCAUUUUUGUAUCCAAUGUUCAUUUUGCUGCUACCAAGGACAGUCUUUCUCGGCAUUUUAACAAGUUUGGUGAAGUACUUAAAGUUGUUAUUGUUACUGAUGCUGCAACUGGGCAGCCAAAAGGGUCAGCUUAUGUGGAGUUUAUGCGUAAAGAGGCAGCAGUCAAUGCAUUAACUCUGGACGGUACCUCCUUUAUGUCACGGAUUCUAAAGGUGGUUAAGAGAAACGCUGCCCAUCAAGAUGCUGCUCCUCUUCUGACCUGGCCUCACGUUGCACGGGGCUCUCCUUAUGCUGCAUCGAGGUUUACCAGGGCUUCUUUCCCUAGAGGCAUUCCUGGUGCAUUUAGGCCUCGUCUUCCUAUUAAACCUGGUCCAAGGAGUUUGCAGUGGAAGCGUGAUGCUCAGGCCACUCCUGUUGAGACUGGUGCUCAAGUUCCUGGGAACACUGUUCUUUCCCCAACAGCACGAAGUCUUACCUAUGUUAGAAUGGAGCCUAAAGUAGAUGGGAAUUUGGAUACCACCUGAUUGAACAGUUCAAGUUGUUUUCCUCAAGACAUGCAUUUUGGUUGCCCCAUUCCUUCAGAAUGGAUUUGUAAGAACUGCUACCAUUAUCUUUCAUUAUCUGAAGGGAAAUGAUUUUGAAUUUUGGUGGACAUCUUCCAAAAAGUAGAGGGAGUAUCUGCACAGAUGUGUUGUGGCUGGGUUUUUUCGCAUUUUGUUUUAGUGGUUCCUUCUUGUGGAAGUACAAUAGAGAAGGAUGGAGGUAAAAAAGUGAAGGGAGGAGGGAGCAACGGUUGGUUCUGAGGGCGACUGGAGAUUGGUUCGAAUAAUUUCUUCUUUUGUCAAUCAUUCCAGCCCCUGAGUUAUAUGUAUACAUUAUUAAAUUGAAAUUUGUGAAUAGGGAGGGAACAGGUAGUGAUCUUUAUUUGAGGGGUUAUAUCUUUCAAUGUUUUUUUUUUCUUCUUUACUUGCCAUUGUUCAAUGAAAAUGAAAAAAAGAAAAAAACAGGGGAGGAAAUUAAAAAAAAAAAUUGAAUAGUCCUCGUUUUUAACCUUGUA
Mangifera indica (mango) is the source of this 2932-nucleotide messenger RNA. RefSeq lists its product as uncharacterized. Bases 309 to 2399 code for a protein of 696 amino acids. Gene Ontology annotation, cellular component: cytoplasm; nucleus. The transcript has 9 exons. NCBI's taxonomy places the organism in Eukaryota, Viridiplantae, Streptophyta, Magnoliopsida, Sapindales, Anacardiaceae. The record is from RefSeq and is a predicted model, not a curated record. Gene Ontology annotation, biological process: regulation of mRNA stability; mRNA processing. Gene Ontology annotation, molecular function: poly(A) binding.